AUGAAAUUUUUGAACAUAAUAUUUUUAGCUGCUGUUGCAACAGCAUUUGACUUAAAGCAAAUUCAUAAUUUAAAAAGAGCUGAUAAUACGGCAUGUACUGGAAGUUGCGUCGAAGCUGGAACUUACCAAAUGGAGCAUUGCGAAGAUGCUUAUGAUGAAAACAGUGCUGUUGCAGUUAUGGCUUGCGUUUGUAAAUUAGAUCUGAAAUAUUGGGAAACCUUAAGUGACUGUAUUAAAAAUUGUCCUGACUUUGCCUAUGAUGCUGGUGACAACGAACCUGGUGCUUUGCAAAGAACAUUCUGCCAAAAUUUAAGUGUAUACUCAGACGUCCCAAUCCCAACUGAAACUAAAGACGAUGACAAAGACUCGUCUGAAACAAAGAAGGAUGAUAAGAAUACAUCAGAAUCAAAGGCCGACGACAAGAAAACUUCAUCAUCGGAUAAUAAAUCAGCUAGUAGUGAUAAAGAUGAAAAGAGUAGCAAUGGUAAAUCUUCUACCGACGACAACGAUUCCAAAACUGGUUCUGUUACUGAUAAAGACUCAAAAACUACAAAUGAUUCCAACAAGUCUGACGACGACUCUGCUAGUGCUACAGGAAGAGGAGGAGAUUCAGAUACUGCUAGUGGCAGAGGAGCCCCAUCUACCAACACAGGUGAUGAUGAUAAUAACUCAAGUGGCACAUCCGGCGACGGCAGUUCUAGUGCCAGAUCUUCAGGUACCGCAAGCUCCACUGAUCUGUCUACCUCAAAUGGUUCUGAGAACUUGGCGACUACUUUAAGUAUUGGUGGUAUCAUUUACGCCUUGGCACUUCUUAUGCUUUAG
Hemisphaericaspora subhashii is the source of this 822-nucleotide messenger RNA. RefSeq lists its product as uncharacterized. The transcript has a single exon. Bases 1 to 822 code for a protein of 273 amino acids. The record is from RefSeq and is a predicted model, not a curated record. NCBI's taxonomy places the organism in Eukaryota, Fungi, Ascomycota, Pichiomycetes, Serinales, Debaryomycetaceae.